Ilex paraguariensis (yerba mate) is the source of this 738-nucleotide messenger RNA. The record is from the annotation of a GenBank genome assembly. Lineage: Eukaryota; Viridiplantae; Streptophyta; Magnoliopsida; Aquifoliales; Aquifoliaceae.
AUGAAGAAUGGGCAACGGGCAUUCCUGGAACAACUGGGACUGGAAAGGCAGUCAACUCACUCCGCAUUACCUCGGGUCAUUGGUCACAAUCGAGUCAACUCUACUCACUGGUCUAUGGAAACUAGCCCCUCUGUCCCUUUCCCUUCUCAAGCUAAGCAAUCGAAAUCGAAAGAUCAGGUCAGCUUUGCUUUCCGAAGUCCGCUCUCGUCUGCCUGGUCACUAUCCCCUCUUCGGUCUAUGAUCACUGGUAUUAGACGACGCUCUUUAAAACGCGCUAUAACCGCAUCUAAUCAACUCAAGGCAUCAAAGGAAUCGGCGCCGGCACAACCUGAACCGUCACCUUCGUCCCUUACCCCUGACCUCUGGUCACUAAUUGACCCCGGCUCUGACCUCUGUCCCGCUCGCCACAAGCAACAGGCACCCUUUCCGGCACAAUCAAAGGCAACAGGAGGAGCAGAAAGCGCCACUCGUAGUAUGUUGACCCUAUCCAUCCUUCCAGCGCAUGCUACGUGUUGGUUAAUCAAAAAUCUCUUAGGCCGUCCCCAAGCCGAGCUCUCCCACGUUCCGAACAUGAGACUUCUGGAACUCGACGCCCCAUCGUUCGUACCCGGCCACGGCUCUCACCUGGAUUCCCAUUUGGUUGAUGAAGGCGCAGUGGAUUCCUUCUUUAAGGAAAUCAAAGGCGCUUUCUCUUCGACUCUACUGUUCUAUAUGGAUUUGGAAUGGUCAAAGGCCUAA